AUGUUGCAUGUGUAUGGAUCUUUCUUUGUCCAUGGGCUGGAUCCAUCUUGGGCCAAGACAAGAUUAUACUUCAACACAAACACCAAUUGGGCUGGUGUUGAUCUUCAACAUAUUCGUGUUCACGGCUCUGAUCAAGGUGGUAAGGGUAAUGUUCAUAAGCUGUCCCUUGUAAUAACACUAGUCUCAGCAACAGCAGGAUUGCUUACAAUAUUAUUUGGCUAUUUAUUGUGGAAGAAAACUUUGAGAAAUGAAGGCAGAGGGAGCACAGGAGGAAGUAAAAGUGAGGCUAUAAGCAAUGUUAGCGUUGGAGGAGGAAAGAAUGAAACCGAACUACCACUCUUCAGUUUAAGGAGUAUAGUAGCAUCUACAAACAACUUCUCUGAAGCUAAUAAACUUGGAGAGGGAGGGUUUGGCCCUGUUUAUAAGGGGAUUUUGACUGAAAAUGAAGAAGUAGCGAUAAAAAGGCUGUCAAGGAAGUCAGGGCAAGGACAUCAGGAGUUCAUGAAGGAGUUAAAGCUUAUAGCCAAGCUCCAACAUACCAAUCUCGUUAGGCUCUUGGGUUGCUGCAUUGAAGAGGAGGAAAUUAUAUUGAUAUACGAGUUCAUGCCCAAUAGAAGUUUGGACAAAUUCUUGUUUGAUUCAUCCGAAAAUACAAAACUGGAUUGGGGUACACGCUUUCGAAUUAUAGAAGGUGUUGCUCAAGGAGUACUUUAUAUCCACAAGUACUCCAGGUUGAAAAUCAUUCACAGGGACCUAAAAACAAGCAAUGUUCUGUUGGAUGGAACAAUGAACCCCAAAAUUUCAGACUUCGGGAUGGCAAAAAUUUUCGGGAUGGAUCAAACUGAGGCAAAUACAAACAGGGUUGUUGGAACAUACGGCUACAUGUCACCUGAGUAUGCACUUUACGGCCAUUUUUCAGAGAAACUGGAUGUGUUUAGCUUUGGAGUGUUGCUCUUAGAGAUUGUAAGUGGAAAGAGGAAUUCUGCUUUUCAUCGUCUUGAACAGCUGCUUAGUCUUGCUGGAUGGGCAUGGGAGUUAUGGAAAGAAGGUAGAGGAAUGGAGGUGAUUGAUGAGUCAGUAAGGGAAACAUGCCGUCUGGAUGAAGCUCUGAAGUGUAUCCAUGUAGGGAUUUUGUGUGUCCAAGAAGCUCCAGCUGAUCGACCAACAAUGUCUUCUGUAGUUUUUAUGCUGAACAAUGAAGCUACAUCACUUCCACCCAUCAAAGAACCUGCUUUUUCAAUGCCGAGGAAGUCCAGUCAUGUUGGCUCUUCUUCUUUUUCUCAAAAUUCGACAACUUUUUCCAAUAAUGCAGUCACCAUUAGUAUGCCAGAAGCUCGAUAAUGGCUCAUUAGUGUUUCCU
Molecule: messenger RNA, 1360 nt
Organism: Malus domestica (apple)
Lineage: Eukaryota; Viridiplantae; Streptophyta; Magnoliopsida; Rosales; Rosaceae
Source: RefSeq, a predicted model, not a curated record